Molecule: messenger RNA, 882 nt
Organism: Trichoplax adhaerens
Lineage: Eukaryota; Metazoa; Placozoa; Uniplacotomia; Trichoplacea; Trichoplacidae
Exons: 8
Coding region: 1-882 (293 amino acids)
Molecular function (GO): S-adenosylmethionine-dependent methyltransferase activity
Source: RefSeq, a predicted model, not a curated record
AUGAGUCAUUCUAUUAACGUAGCUAAUAGAGUAAGGAUUUGGAAGAAUAUGAUUGAGAAACUAUCACUAGAUAGGGAUUUCGUACCUCCAAUCUUUGAAAGUGGUGAAUCAACAAUCCAUUUUAUUGUGUUCAACAAGCCUAGUUAUCCAACCUCUCUUAUUCAACGAGUGAUGGAUUAUUUAAGCCAAGGGGCAAGCCAACAAGAUAAAUUUGAUUUAGCCAUUGAUGUUGGCUGUGGGUCCGGUAUAUCGACCAAACAGUAUGCUCCAUAUUUUAAUCGAGUUAUCGGUACGGAUCAUAGCGCAACUCAACUUGAUCAAGCUCGCCAAGAAAAUCAACAUCCUAAUGUUACCUUUCAAGUAAGCGCAGCAGAAACACUACCCUUUGAAGACAAUACUGUCGAUUUGGUUGUAUGUGCUCAGGCUAUCCACUGGUUUAAUAUGGAUCAAUUUUUUGCUGAAGUGAAUCGUGUCCUAAAACCUAAUACAGGUUGUGUAGCACUAUAUGCUUAUAGCAUUCCGGUUAUCAUGAAUUGUGAUGAAGCUCAGCAACUAAAUCAUCAUAUUUAUUUUGAUCUAUUUGAUGUUCCGGAAUAUAAGUCGGCUCAUUAUUUUACUAAAUGUUGCUAUAAAAAUAUCGAAUGGCCUUUUAGCCAAACAAUAAGGGACAGUUCAAUUAUUGUCGACAGUCCAUUGGAUGUCGAGGCUUAUGUUAAUCUACUUCACACCUAUAGUGAUAACGUAAAUGUCGAUUUGCCAUAUCCAGAUCCAGAAUUGAAAAUAAGACUGGCCAAAAUGUUGAAAGAAAGUACAGGGGCAGAAAUUUUACAACAUCGCUAUACAUAUUAUUAUAUGCUUGGCCGUAAGCCGUCAAAGAUAUAA